Messenger RNA from Venustampulla echinocandica, 1020 nucleotides. RefSeq lists its product as uncharacterized. The transcript has 3 exons. Bases 1 to 1020 code for a protein of 339 amino acids. Gene Ontology annotation, cellular component: mitochondrion. Gene Ontology annotation, biological process: conversion of methionyl-tRNA to N-formyl-methionyl-tRNA; biosynthetic process. NCBI's taxonomy places the organism in Eukaryota, Fungi, Ascomycota, Leotiomycetes, Helotiales, Pleuroascaceae. The record is from RefSeq and is a predicted model, not a curated record. Gene Ontology annotation, molecular function: methionyl-tRNA formyltransferase activity.
AUGCUGACCUUACUAGUACCAAUUAAAGGGGUUGCUCAAAGUCUGGGACUUCCAGUUCAUGAGGCGGAUACUUUUCGGGGCUGGAAUUUGCCCAGGCCACAGAAUGAGGCUAUAAAUCUCAUAAUAGCUGUCUCGUUUGGUUUGUUUAUACCACCUCGCAUCCUCAAAGCGGCUGAAUAUGGUGGGCUGAAUGUCCACCCAUCUCUAUUACCGAACUUUCGCGGCCCUGCACCGCUACAUCAUAUGAUUAUGGCCGGAGAGAAGACCACAGGUUUUACAGUUCAGACUCUAGACCACAAAUCCUUUGAUCAUGGAGUCAUUCUAGCGCAAACACCUCCGCCAGGCCUUCCAAUCCCACUAGCAGAUAAAUGCACUUAUGAUGACCUGCUUCAAUUUGUCAAACCAAGGGCUUCGGACAUGCUCAUCCAAACUUUGCGAGAUCGAGCAUUUGUACCGCCUCUUGUUGAAACUGGAGGCUACAAAUUUGAAGAUCUAAAACAUGCUCCAAAGAUUACGCCGGAAGACCGACAUGUUCGAUGGGACGAAUGGGACGCGGCUACGAUAUAUAGGCGGCACCGUGCUCUUCAGCGCCUCUGGAAUAGAGUGUGGGUUGAUGGGAAAACCGAGAAACGGAUCAUAUUCGAGGAUCUUGAGUCGGUACCAGUGACAGAAAACUACUUCCCACCUGGGAUUACGGACAUCGCUGAUGAGCUGAAACUGUCUUACCGCAAUCAAGAAAGGGAUGAACAGCUCCCCCUCGAAUACGUCGUCUUCUCCACCGCUGAUGGGGAGAAGAAACCUCUCUUCUAUGCGCCUGAUGGAGAUGCCAUUAUCGUUCUCAGCGACAGCCAUCAGGCUCUCAGAGUAAAGAAUAUUACGGUCGAGGGUCAAAAGAUGAAGCCUGCUAGACGCGUGAUGCAAGCUAUUGGCCGUAGUGGAGCAUGGCAGCUUGCGUUGGAUCCAAAGGGCGGUAAUCAGGUGCCAUCAGUGCAACUAGUUGAAAAUGUACAACAAAACUAG